AUGGCAACCUUUAACUCCAGCAAUACCUUGCCCCCCACAUUCUACCUCACAGGUAUCCCUGGAUAUGAGGAAUUUUACCACUGGAUUUCCAUCCCAUUCUGUCUCCUCUACCUUGUUGGAAUAAUGGGUAACUGCACCAUCCUGCAUAUCGUGCGGACAGACCCCAGGCUCCAUGAGCCCAUGUACUACUUCCUGGCCAUGCUUUCCCUCACUGACAUGGGCAUGUCCAUGCCCACAAUGAUAUCACUCUUCAGGGUGUUGUGGUCCAUUUCCAGGGAGAUCCAGUUCAAUAUCUGUGUGGUCCAAAUGUUUUUCAUUCACACUUUCUCCUUCACUGAAUCAUCCGUACUCUUGGCCAUGGCCCUUGACCGUUAUGUGGCCAUCUGCCACCCCCUGCGAUAUGUGACCAUUCUCACGCCAAGACUUAUCACUAAAGUAGGAAUUGCAGCUCUGCUUAGGAGUGCCUUUGCCAUUAUUCCACUUCUGGCCCGACUGCCCUUCUUUCCUUUCUGCCGCUCCCACAUCCUUUCUCAUUCCUAUUGUCUGCACCAAGACAUGAUCCGCCUUGCUUGUGCUGACACCAAGUUUAAUGUUAUAUAUGGGAUGGUUCUGAUCACUGUGCUGUGGGGCAUGGACUCUGUGGGUAUUUUUGUGUCUUAUGUGUUCAUCCUUCACUCAGUAUUAAGAAUUUCAUCCCGUGAAGGGAGGUUUAAGGCCCUCAACACAUGUGCAUCCCACAUCUGUGCUGUACUCAUUCUAUAUGUGCCUAUGAUUGGGCUAUCUAUCAUCCAUCGUUUUGCCAAACACUCCUCCCCCCUCAUCCACAUCUUCAUGGCUCACAUCUACUUAUUAGUUCCACCUGUGCUCAAUCCAAUAAUCUAUAGUGUGAAGACCAAGCAAAUCCGCCAAGGAAUUCACCACUUGCUUCUUCCUCCCAAAAUCAGAUCUACUGUGAUGUAG
Molecule: messenger RNA, 960 nt
Organism: Diceros bicornis minor
Lineage: Eukaryota; Metazoa; Chordata; Mammalia; Perissodactyla; Rhinocerotidae
Product: olfactory receptor 51G2-like
Exons: 1
Coding region: 1-960 (319 amino acids)
Biological process (GO): G protein-coupled receptor signaling pathway
Cellular component (GO): membrane
Molecular function (GO): olfactory receptor activity; G protein-coupled receptor activity
Source: RefSeq, a predicted model, not a curated record